AUGAAGUGGUUUGCCUGCACCGCAUUUGCGGUGUGUUUGCUCGCUGGCGGACAUGUCGGUGCUUACAGCUUUAAUGAAAGUGGCAGUUUGAUGCUCUCGGAUGCCGAGAUGAAGGCGAUGCUUAGCGGGCACGAUGCCGAGGAAUUGCGCAAAGCAAUGCACGAGGCCGGCCAGCAGUUUUUGCAGGACAAGCAGACGAUGCGGCGCCGCUCGUCGCCGACCGGAAAGUACUCGCCCGGCCAUGUGCAGUGCCCUGAGCAGCCCAAAGGCAACAACUACGUCGGUUUCAUCCGCAACUCGUCGGACCACACCAUGAGUCCCGACGAAGCCGGGUACAUGAACAAGCACAAGCAGCAGAUUCGUGGUGCCUGGGCCGAUUGGCUGACACGCGCCAACAUCACAGGCGCGGGCGGUCUUCCUGGCUCCAUUGAUGACUUCUUGAACAAGAAUCAGCCUUCUGUCGCAUUUGCCAUCAGUGGCGGAGGCUACCGUGCGAUGCUUGACGGCCUGGCCAUGGUCCAGGGCUUCGAUGGCCGAAACGAGACGGCGAAGCAGCGCGGUGUCGGUGGUCUUUUGCAAGCGACUGACUAUGUUGCGGGCCUUUCGGGCGGCUCCUGGGCCACUGGCGCGCUGGCCAUCAACAACUGGGCGACGCCACAGUCCAUGGUGGACAAGUUUAUGGAUCUGAAAAACAACCUUAUUUUCCCUUCGGACAACCUUGUUUCUUUCUACUUGGAUCUCUUUCACGAUGUUGACGACAAGAAGGAUGCUGGCUUUGAAACUGCCAUUGUCGAUCUCUGGGGGCGUGCGCUGUCCUACCACCUUUUGAACGACACCAUGUACGAGAAGCACGGCCAGGCAACGACCAUGUCGGACAUCACGCGCACGCAAAACUUCAAGGAUGCCAUGUACCCCUUCCCCAUUGCGCUUACCAUUGGCCGCCAGCCCGGCGAGACGUGGGUGAACAGGAAUGCGACCUACUUUGAGUGGAAUCCGUUCGAGUUUGGCUCUUGGAAGCACGGUGUGAAUGCUUUCUUCCCCACCAGCUACGUAGGCACGCCCAUGAACAAUGGUAUGCCCGCUGCGGAUGACAAGCACUGCAUUAACGGCUUCGACAACUUUGGCUUUGUCGUCGGUAGCUCGAGCACGCUCUUCAACGCCGCCUACCUCAAGCUGCUGCAGGACAACUCGUCGAGCGUACUUAAGGGCGUGCUGAACUCCUUUUUCCACGACCUCGACAAGGAGCUGAACGACGUCGCGUCCGUGCCGAACCCUUUUACGGGCUACCGCAAAAACGAGAACCCCUUCCAGGUCGUGGGCGACGUGUACCUUGUCGAUGGUGGCGAGGCGAACCAGAACAUCCCCUUGGAGCCGUUAUUGCAGCCUGCGCGCCCUAUCGACAUGAUUGUCGCCAUGGACGGCAGUGCCGACACCGGCUCGUCCUGGCCGAACGGCUCUGCGCUGGUCGAGACGCGCAAGCGCAUGCAGCUCAAGGAAUUUUCCAACAUCGCCUACCCCAACGUCCCCGAUGUUGACACCAUCGUCAACGAAGGCCUCAACACGCGCCCGACAUUUUUUGGAUGCGACGGCUCGAACGAUAUCAUCAACAAAGACACCGCCGUGAACCCACUGCCGCCCCUGAUUGUGUACUUGGCAAGCUAUCCCUACAGUGCCUAUGCCAAUACGAGCACCUUCCAGCUGGGAUACAACCCCACAGACCAACAGAACAUGCUGGACAAUGGCUUUAAUGUCGCUACGAUGGGCGGCCAGAUGGACGACUGGCACGAGUGCCUUGCCUGUGCCUCGAUCCUCCGCCCCUUGCAGCGGUCUAAGCAACCAAUUCCUCAAAACUGCCAACAGUGCUUACAAAAGUACUGUUGGGACGGCAAGAAGAACAACACCAAGCCUGGUAACUUUACACCGGCCGUUGGCGACCUGCCCUUCAUCCAGUCCAACGGCAAGGAUACCGUCGAACCCGCCGUCACCGGCUCCAACGAGUCCUCCUCCGGCGGCGCACUGAGUGACAUGCUGGGCGAUGGCAAGGGCAAUACCACGGAGAACGCUGCUGAUGCGCUUCGCUUUAACAUUUGCCUGACUGCGGCCCUUGUCGUCUCGGCAACCUUGUACGUUGCUAGCCAGACCAUGUCGUUUUGA
This is a messenger RNA of Malassezia vespertilionis, 2154 nucleotides long. Its product is annotated as lysophospholipase. The coding region runs from base 1 to 2154 and encodes 717 amino acids. The transcript has a single exon. Gene Ontology annotation, cellular component: cytosol. NCBI's taxonomy places the organism in Eukaryota, Fungi, Basidiomycota, Malasseziomycetes, Malasseziales, Malasseziaceae. The record is from RefSeq and is a predicted model, not a curated record. Gene Ontology annotation, biological process: glycerophospholipid catabolic process. Gene Ontology annotation, molecular function: A2-type glycerophospholipase activity.